This is a messenger RNA of Penicillium diatomitis, 912 nucleotides long. RefSeq names its product carbon-nitrogen hydrolase family protein. Gene Ontology annotation, biological process: L-glutamine metabolic process; oxaloacetate metabolic process. NCBI's taxonomy places the organism in Eukaryota, Fungi, Ascomycota, Eurotiomycetes, Eurotiales, Aspergillaceae. The record is from RefSeq and is a predicted model, not a curated record. The transcript is spliced from 2 exons. The coding region runs from base 1 to 912 and encodes 303 amino acids. Gene Ontology annotation, cellular component: mitochondrion. Gene Ontology annotation, molecular function: omega-amidase activity.
AUGGCGACGUUCCUCAAAAAGCCUCUCAAGCUAGCCUUGGUCCAACUUGCAUCAGGUGCUCAUCGCCAGGAUUUUCCUCCAGGUGCCGACAAAGCCGCCAAUCUCUCCCACGCCCGCAGCAAAGUUCUCGAAGCGGCUCAAGGAGGCGCCCGGUUGAUCGUUCUUCCCGAGUGCUUCAACUCACCCUACGGCACACAAUUUUUCCCCAAAUACGCAGAGACGCUGCAUCCCUCACCCCCAUCCAAGGAGCAAUCGCCUUCUUUUCACGCCCUGUCCGCCAUUGCUGCCGAGGCGAACGCAUAUUUAAUCGGCGGGAGUAUUCCCGAGUUGGAGCCCGAGUCCAAGAAAUACUACAACACCUCUCUAGUGUUCUCGCCGUCAGGUUCCCUAAUUGGCACACAUCGCAAGACGCAUCUGUUUGAUAUUGAUAUCCCGGGCAAGAUCAAGUUCAAAGAGAGUGAUGUCUUGUCGCCCGGAAACGAGUUGACAGUCAUUGAUCUGCCCGAGUACGGCAAAAUCGGGUUGGCCAUCUGCUACGACAUCCGAUUCCCCGAGUCCGCCAUGAUUGCUGCGCGCAAGGGUGCAUUCCUGCUGGUCUACCCCGGGGCAUUCAACACCACCACCGGUCCUUUGCAUUGGUCCCUGUUGGGUCGAGCUCGGGCCGUGGACAAUCAGACUUACGUCGCGCUGUGUAGCCCUUCGCGGGAUCUCGAGGCGACUUAUCACGCGUAUGGACACAGCUUGAUUGCUGACCCCAGUGCGGGUAUCCUGACGGAAGCCGAUGAGAAGGAGACUAUCAUCUAUGCCGACUUGGACAACGAAACCAUCGUGAAUACUCGAAAGAGCAUUCCCAUCUACACCCAGCGACGAUUUGAUGUAUACCCUGAUGUGAGCGGCCAAAGCUCAAAAUAG